AUGGCAGAGCUGGACGAGCGCGGGGAGGGCACUGCGGGGGCUCCCGCGCUCACCGGCCCCUGCCUCGCAGACAACAGGCUGAAUCUGGAUGUUUAUCCUGACGGCUGCUGCCGCUUCCUCCAGCUGUUUGAGAGGCGCGGGGGAGACCUGGCCCAGGUGGAAUUCGUCCGGCUCAGCGGCAACGAUCGCCUCCUUGGCGCCACGCUGGGCAUCCUCCCUCAUCUGAAGAGCCUGAAAUCCCUCGUGCUGAAAGGUGGCCAUGCCCGGGACGAAUUUGGCUCGUGUCAGCCUGGUUCUCUGACAAAUUUGCCACCGGACUUUGGGAACCUGAGGUGUCUCACUCACCUGGAUCUCAGCUUCAAUCGCCUUUCCACCUUGCCCAGCUGCAUCCCCCACCUCCCCAGCCUCCGUGUGCUCCUGGUGAGCCACAACAGCCUGGUGGUGCUGCCUGAAGACUUUGGCUGUCUGAGCAAGCUGACUUUCUUCUCUGCUAUGAAAAACCAGCUGAAGGACUUACCGCAGAGCAUUGGGGAGCUGGCAGCGCUGCAGGACCUGGAUCUCUCGGAAAAUGCCUUGGAAUACCUCCCUGAUGAGGUUGGAAAUCUGCGCAACUGCACAGAACUGGAUCUCUCUGGGAAUCGGUUAUCGAGUAUCCCAGACUCUUUAGCCAAUUUGAAGUCUCUGCGGCGGCUGCAUCUCCACAGCAAUCUCCUGGUGACAGUCCCCGCGUCACUCGCCAGCCUGCCCAACUUGUCCAGACUCGAUCUGCAGAACAACUGCCUCCGAGCCGUCCCCGCCGAGAUCCAGACCUCGCCGUUUGUGCACCUCCGCGGCAACCCCUUAGGAGAAGCCGAGCCCUCCCCACAGGCUGAUGAAUCCAGUGCCAGAAGGCUACAAAGACUGUUUCUUGCAUCAGGAGAGGACAGCUUUACUGUGACCUCUGAAGGCUGCAAAGUAGUCCUGGCCUGUGGCAUCCGUUUCUACUUUCCUCCGGGGGCUGCCUCUGACCCUCAGCGCAUUCACUUCCGCACCCUUGCACCAGACCCCCAGUGGGUGAAGCUGCGGCACCACGACGUCCUGCUGAGCACGGUCCUGGAGCUGCGGCCUCACGGAGUUGAAUUCCAGCAGGAGGUGGAAAUCUGGAUGCCGUAUGCCUCCCCUCAAACCCUUCACCAGCGUGAGGUGGUAGUUCGCACCUUUAGUGGGCAGAGCUGGAGCGAUUUGAGAACAAAAGUGGAGCAGAAGAGAAAAUCAAAGAAGCAUGUGGCUUGUUGUAGUGUCCUUCACUUCUCCUGGUUUCUAGUUGUGUCUCGGCUUGUGGAGAAUGAAUGCAAAGUGCCAACAGAGGGGACGUUGCUCUUUUCUAGCGUGGAUCCAAACAUCAAAGUGACCUUCCCUCCUGGAGUCACUGAAGAGACUCGCAGUGUCAAACUGCAGGUGCUGCCGGUCUCUGCGGAAGAGGUAGAGGAAAUCACGGCCAAUGUGGGCUGCAGGGCCAGUCCCCUGCUCUGCCUCUCCCAGGAUUCCCCGGUGGAUUUUCUCAAACCAGUGAGAAUUCAGCUCCCCCUCCCACUUGGGGUCACAGGGUUAAACUUGGAUCGGUCCAGGCUGCACCUUCUCCAUGGGGACCUGCAGGGCCAAACCUGGGAUGACAUUACCAGUCAGGUGGUGCUGGAAUUCACCCAUCUUUAUGCAAUAUUUGAAGUCACCCACUUCUCCUGGUACUGGCUGUGGUACACCACCAAGACCUACAUUGGAGGCAUUGCCAAGAAGGUCUACGAGCGAUUGCGUUUGUACCAGGUGAACUUCAUUGCUCUGCAAAGGAAGAAAGACCCCGAGCAAGUCCUGCUUCAGUGUGUCCCCAAGCACAAGGUUGACCCAGUGCUGAAGAGGCUGCAGGACCGCUACCGAGGACCUGAACCAUCUGACAUGGUGGAGAUGUUUGAGGGAGAGCAGUUCUUCGCCGCUUUUGAGCGAGGCAUCAGCAUUGAUAUGGAUCGCCCUGACUGUGUGGAUGGACGUCUCUCGUUCAUUUUUUACUCGCACUUGAAGAACAUGAAAGAAAUCUAUGUGACGUCCCCUGUAGACAGGAAAGGCCAAGCUGUAAAAGGCCAGGUCUCUUUCUACCGAGGGGCAGUUCCUGAGAGCAUCCCUGAAGAUGCCAGCAGGAGGAGGAAAGGACCAGACUCCCUCUGGCUUGCUACUCUGCCAAUCAAACUGCCUAGAUUGAAACCCCGCUGGGGUGAGAAUCCCGGUCCCCUGAACGGCUUCUCCUUCCCUCCUCUGAACCUGGGGAACGCCGAGACUGGCUACCUGACACAGGCAAACCUGCUGAGCAUUGCCAGGCGUGUGGGAGCCGACUGGCAGACCAUCGGCUUGAACCUGGGGUUGACCUAUCAACAGAUUGAGCGCAUCAGCUACAAUAACAGAGAGGACCUUGAUAAACAGAUCCUGGACAUGCUUUUCUCGUGGGCUCAGCAAAACUCUGAGGAUCCUGACUGUGUGGACAAGUUGAUCACAGCCAUGAAGGAGAGUGGCCGCCAGGACAUUGCUGAUGAGAUUGAGACCAUCAUUGAGCUGGGUCGGCAGAAAUACAGGGAGUCCAUCCGCCGUGUGGGCUUGGAGCAGGAGAGCAGCACUGAGGACUCCGCAAUAGCCAUGGUGUAGCACCUCGCAGAAACAGCCGAGUUUCCUAUGGACGUGCCUCUGCGUGCCCGGAGUGACAACGCCUGGGGGCUGCUCCCUGCUCAAGGGCCAUUAUCCUCCGGAGGUGGUGAACACUGAUUCACUUGUGAGCAGACUACCACACGCUGUUAGGGCUAGGCUCACGUGUUACUUCUGCUAAUCCCAGAAAGUUUACAGUGUGUCUGUGAGCCUUUUCUGUACUUCCACUUCCUGACUUUGAGCUUUAGAUUUCAGGAACAUGGAGAAGUUCACAGCCUGAAGUGGCUGUCAGUUGAGUAGCAGCUGAAGUAGCCUUUAAUGAAUUAAUAUUCAUGUCACAUAUAUUUAUAUGUAACUUAUUUGUGAAGCCGUCUUCUGCUAGAAACACAGGGCGUGAGCAUUGCCAGUGGGUCUGUUUGUGCUCCAGGGCUUAGUGGGAAAGUGGAGGUGCAAUCAUGUUAUGAAGUCCCAUGGUGUGGUGGGGACUGCUCAGCUAUUUCUGUUAAUUCCAGGUAUUGCUCACAGUCCUGUAAUGUCCAAGCACUUCAGAGUCUUUUGUGUGGAAAAACUGAAGUGGAAAAUGUUUCCCCCUUCAAUCUCCAAAUUCCCCAUGAAAAUCUUCUCUAUUUUAUGCCAAAUCUCUUCAAGGCCAAAACAACACCUAAGUAUUAGUGGGGAAAAAAGGAUUGAAAGAAUUUCUGGCAAAAUUGUUCUUUUUUUUUGGUUGCGCUCCAAAAACUAUUUUGGAACAAAUAAAAUCUCACAAAAUAAAAUCUCACAGGCCCCUGUACCUGGCACGCUUUUUAGAUGAGACCUACAUGCUGAUAGUCUUUGUCCAAGUUCCAUUUUUAUUUUACAAAUAAGUAAAAAACCAUCACCUCGAUGUUCUGGACAGACUCUAACUUGGGUCAACCUUCCAGUUUUGCAAUCUGAACAUCUUACAAGACUAUAAGUGCUUAUUACUUUUUAGCUACCCAGUCUCUGUCUCCGGAGGUGCCCUUCCCUUCAUGGCACCCAUCUCAUACUGGGCCUCGUCUACUGGCACACUAGUGAUAGCGGCAAGUUUUAUGCAAGCUGCUUGGGAGACUACUGUAAUCCAUGUAUAUUCAAGCCCUUCAAGACAGCUUUGGAUUCAGCACAUCCCACCCUCCAAGCAAUAUUUAAAUAUUUCAGUCUGAACACUGGAAGUCUGUAUGAAAAUAGGAGGUUGCAACACCCAAAGUCAGCCUGCAACUGCGGGUUUGAGAAAAACUUUUGCUUUCUUCCCCCUUCUUUUUUUUUGUUCUUUUCUCCCUUUUUACUUGCUUUGUGCAAUGUCUCCUUCAGUGAUUUCCCUGAUGCUGUAUUUCAGACCUGCUAACAGUGCUGUCAACAGGCAUAAAAUUGUUCCUCUUUUUUUAAAGGAAAUUCCAAACUGUCAGGCUGCAGAGUGCUUGGUGGGUGCUGGAGCCCUGGGCAAGGACUUGCAGACUUGAGUUGUUGCCUUGGGCCUAGGGACUGACUCAGAUCUGAUUUUUUAGGCCGUGUUGCCCCUGCAGUGUCAGGUCAAGUUCAAGUCAACAGUCCUCUUCUGAAUGAGCGUAUUCCCUAGUAGCCUGUCUCAUAUGUACUUGCCUGUCAUUUCAAUGUGUACCAAUGAUGUAUUUGUUCUUUGCUCCAGUUUUGGAGAGAUGCAUUUGGGCAUAUUGCUCUCACUGGGAAUAAAAUAAGCACUUAACUAUUUCACAGCUUUGCACAGUCUGCAAAUCCAUGAAUGCCUUGAGGUGUGUGAGACACAGCCUGGUGCCUUUAAACCUGCUAGCAAAAAUACAGAUGAGCUUGGCUGUUCUGCACGGAAACAGGCAAAAGAGCCCGUGUCUGAGCACUUCCGGCUACGAACGGCAGGACAGAGCGCAGCUAGGCUAAUGGUACGACUGUAGCUCAGUUUUGCUGCAG
Molecule: messenger RNA, 4599 nt
Organism: Struthio camelus australis
Lineage: Eukaryota; Metazoa; Chordata; Aves; Struthioniformes; Struthionidae
Source: RefSeq, a predicted model, not a curated record